GCGCGCCGGGAAGGCGGAAGCGGCUCCCGGGCAACGAGUGCCGGGACCGGGGGUCCGGAGGGGCCAUGGCCGGGGCCGGCUGGGCCCCGCCGCGCCUCGACGAGUUCAUCCUCACCGAGCCCCUCGGCUCGGGCACCUACGCCACCGUCUACAAGGCCUACAGGAAGAGGGACACGCGUGAGGUGGUGGCCAUCAAGUGCGUCAACAAGAGGAGCCUGAACCGGGCAUCGGUGGAGAACCUGCUGACAGAGAUCGAGAUCCUCAAGACCAUCCGCCAUCCCAACAUUGUGGAGCUCAAGGACUUCCAGUGGGACAGUGAGCACAUCUACCUGAUCAUGGAGUUCUGCGCCGGGGGGGACCUCUCCCGCUUCAUCCGGAUGCGCCGGAUGCUCCCCGAGAAGGUGGCGCGCGUCUUCCUGCAGCAGCUCGCCUGUGCCCUGAAGUUCCUCCACGACCGCAACAUCUCCCACCUGGACCUGAAGCCGCAGAACAUCCUCCUGAGCUCCCCGGAGAACCCCCAGCUGAAGCUGGCAGAUUUCGGCUUUGCUCAGUACAUGUCCCCGUGGGACGAGAAGCACGUGCUGCGCGGCUCCCCGCUCUACAUGGCCCCCGAGAUGGUGUGUCGGCAGCACUACGACGCCCGCGUGGACCUCUGGUCGGUGGGCGUCAUCCUUUACGAAGCGCUUUUUGGGAAGCCGCCCUUCGCUUCCCGCUCCUUCGCCGAGCUGGAGGAGAAGAUCCGCAGCGACCGGGCUGUGGAGCUUCCCAGCCGGCCCCAGCUCUCUCUGGAAUGCCGGGAUCUCUUGGGACAGCUGCUGGAGAGGGACCCUCGGAAGCGCAUCUCCUUCGAGUGCUUCUUUGCCCACCCCUUCGUGGACAUGGAGCACAUCCCCGGCCCCGAGAGCCUGGGCAAGGCGACCGACCUGGUGGUGGAGGCGGUGAGGAAGGAUCAGGAGGGAGACGCCGGUGCCGCCUUUUCCCUCUACCGCAAAGCCCUGGAGUAUUUCGUGCCAGCACUGCACUAUGAAAGCGACGCACGGCGCAAAGAAGCCAUCCGGGCCAAGGUGAGGCAGUACAUCUCCCGAGCAGAGGAGCUGAAGGUGUUGGUCACCUCCAGCAACAAGAACCUCCUGGAGAAAGGAAACCCGGCCAGAGAGCUCCUUAAAGAGAUGGCCAAGGACAAGCCCCGGCUCUGCGCGGCGCUGGAAGUGGCUUCAGCUGCCAUCGCCAAGGAGGAGGAAGGCAGGGAUGACAGCGACGCCCUGGAGCUGUACCAGCAGAGCUUGGGGGAGCUGCUGCUGCUCCUGGCCGCGGAGCCGGCGGGGCGGCGGCGGGAGCUGCUCCAUGCGGAGAUCCAGGCCCUGAUGGCCCGAGCCGAGUACCUGAAGGAUCAGAUCAAGGCCCCUCUCCCUUGGCAGAUGCGGGAGGCGCAAUCCAUGGGCAAAGAGGCGCUGGCGGAGUCCCUCCGGAGCGCCUGUACCUUGCAGUGACUCCCGGGAGCUGCCCCGCGGGACGCUGCUCGCUGCCCUGCCGGGAGACGCCGGCGCCCAGACGAGGCUUCUGUCCCCCCCACCGG
This is a messenger RNA of Vidua chalybeata, 1576 nucleotides long. It is a transcript of the gene ULK3, whose product is annotated as unc-51 like kinase 3. NCBI's taxonomy places the organism in Eukaryota, Metazoa, Chordata, Aves, Passeriformes, Viduidae. Gene Ontology annotation, biological process: autophagosome organization; peptidyl-serine phosphorylation; autophagy. Gene Ontology annotation, molecular function: ATP binding; protein serine/threonine kinase activity. The transcript has 16 exons. The coding region runs from base 66 to 1490 and encodes 474 amino acids. Gene Ontology annotation, cellular component: cytoplasm; autophagosome. The record is from RefSeq and is a predicted model, not a curated record.